This is a messenger RNA of Abrus precatorius (Indian licorice), 1814 nucleotides long. RefSeq names its product hydroquinone glucosyltransferase-like. Gene Ontology annotation, molecular function: UDP-glycosyltransferase activity. Bases 139 to 1566 code for a protein of 475 amino acids. Lineage: Eukaryota; Viridiplantae; Streptophyta; Magnoliopsida; Fabales; Fabaceae. The record is from RefSeq and is a predicted model, not a curated record. The transcript has a single exon.
GUUUCACUCGCCACAAAUCAAUUAACCGGAACUCCCUGUAUAAAACCCCUCCUUUUUUCUUCACUGCUUUCCACCAGCAUUUCCAAAACGGCAAAUCCCAAAUAAACAAAUUAAACCACAAGAGCGUAGAAUAUUUCCAUGGAAGAAGAACAGUCCCAUACCAACACAAAAAAAGAACUUCCACACACAGUGGCCAUGAUGCCGAUCACCGGCAUGGGACAUCUGAUCCCAAUGAUAGAAUUCGCCAAAAGACUCACGCGCCACCACAGCCUCCACGUCACCUUCCUCAUCCCCACCAACGCUCCUCCCUCAAAGCCCCAAACAACCCUCUUCAGCCCAUUGCCACGUGCCAUUUCGCACGUGUUCCUCCCUCAAGUCUCUCUCUCAGACCUUCCACCCAACACCAAAAUCGAAACCAUAAUCUCCCUCACCGUCCUCCGCUCUCUCCCUUCUCUCCGGCACUCCCUUGUCGCUAUCCACCGUGUCGCCGCCCUCGUCAUCGACUUCUUCUGCACCGACGCCAUCGAUGUCGCCGGAGAACUCCAUAUCCCUUCUUACAUCUUCUUCCCCUCCCCGGCCAUGGCUUUGUCCUUUGACCUUUACUUACCCCGACUCGACCAAGAAGUUCAGUGCGAGUUCAGGGACCUCCCUGAACCGGUUCACAUCCCUGGUUGCAAUUCCAUUCACGGCAAAGACUUGAUGGACACGAUUCAAAACCGAAACGACGACGCAUAUAAAUUUUUCCUCAAUCACUGCAAGCGGUUCAGUUUGGCCAAAGGAAUCAUAGAAAACAGCUUCCCAGAACUUGAACCCCAAGUUAUCAAGUGGUUGCUAAAGGAUGAACCGGGUAGACCACCGAUUUAUCCGGUUGGACCGCUAGUUAACGAAGACAUUGCUCAAACCGAGGAACAGUGUUUAUGUUUGAAGUGGUUGGAUGAGCAGCCACGUGACAGUGUUGUAUUCGUCUGUUUUGGCAGCGUUGGGACCCUGUCACGUGCUCAAAUGGAAGAACUUGCUUUGGGGUUGGAGAUGAGUGAGCAAAGGUUCUUGUGGGUUGUGAAGUGCCCCAAGGAUUACAUUGCCGAUGUGGAUGCUCACGCUGACCCUUUGGAUUUUUUGCCAAAGGGUUUUGUGGAGAGAACCAAAGGGAGGGGGCUGGUGGUGCCAUAUUGGGCCCCACAGAUCCAAAUCCUUAGUCAUGGAUCCACAGGUGGGUUUGUGAGCCAUUGCGGUUGGAACUCAAUCCUUGAGUGUGUAGUGAAUGGGGUGCCCUUGGUGGCUUGGCCACUCUAUGCGGAGCAGAAAAUGAAUGCCGUUUUGGUGACCCAAGACGUCAAAGUGGCACUUAGACCAAAGGUUUAUGAGAGUGGAUUGGUGGAAAGAGAAGAAAUAGCGAGUGUUGUGAAGACCCUUAUGGAAGGUGAGGAAGGUAAGAAGCUUCUUCAUCGAAUUAAAGAGCUUAAGGUAGCAGCUGCAAUAGCUUUAGGUGAGAAUGGAUCAUCAACGAAGAGAAUCUCCGAAUUGGCUCUAAAGUGGAAGGGAGAAACAGCAGCAUGCAUAAUCUAAUUGAAGUUGCCACUUGUUUCUUGCUCGUUACCUUUUCACAUUCUUCCGUAGCUACGAUUUAUGUAUCCAAGUUAAAAGCAGAGGUGAAAGAUUUGUUAGAGUUUGUUUAAUUGUUUCACAGAUCAUCCAAUCAAAACCGGUUCUCAAGAAAAUAUGUACUGUGUAAAGUAAGUUAAGGAGCAGAGUGAGUGACAUCUAGUUGUUGAAAAAAAAAAUUUGGCAUUCAAUAAUAUGAUGUGAUCAAGUAU